AUGUCAAUGGUGGCGGCCAAGUCGGCACUCAGUCCUCAAUCAUGGAGCUCAACCCACGCAGACUUCAAGAGCCUUCGGUUCGUUGUUUGGACAGGAGGGGAUCCCGGAUUCACACUAACAACAGCCAGGCCGUCAGAAAGUGGCACCUACUCGGUCGACUUUGACGAAGAUGCAGAGCUCAGAGUUGAUACUGUCUCGGCUCUAAAGGUCUGGAAGGCUGGUGUUCGUCCAGGUGACAUUCUAGAGACCGUCUCGGGUAAGCGUGUGCAUACUAUGGACACCGAAGCGGCCUUGGUGUUGGUGCGGAUGUCCAAGCGUCCGUCCAUCAUUCGAUUCCGGUCACCAACGAGUGGAACACGCAAGCGUUUUGAUAUUGUGCUUCGUGGCCAGAAGUUGGGAGUGUUUUUCACAGGAGAUGGACGUCACGAGAUUCCCGUUGUAACUCGAAUCGGCAGCCGAUCGAGCUCACAGGACUCUGAUCGUGAUGCAGCCUCUCCUGUUUUUGAAGCUCGCCUUGGUGACGUCCUUGUGGCAGUCAAUGGUAAAGACGCGAUCACAGCUGGACUUCACCUGACGUCCGAGUAUCUGGAAACGUGCCCACGACCACUCAAGUUUACUUUCGAACGGAUGACAAACAAUGGGAGGUUUGAUCACCAAGCUACGAGCGAAGGUUCCGUGGAGCAUCGGCAAGCGUAUCCGACUCUGCACCAGACGAUUUCGUCAGCUGCAGUAUCUGCUUUGGCUGCACGAGAAACGGCGAGCCUUCGCUGUAAAGCCUUUUUGAAAACAUUGAUGCCAAAGAAUGUGCCUUCGCCUCUAUCACCAGUCAAUCGAGGCACCGGGCAUCGUUCUCGUCACUUUGGAAUAGGACGUGACGACGUCGUUAUUGAAUGGAACAGAGGACCUCUGGGGUUGACGCUGCUGGAAGACGCCAUUUCAGGAGGGCCCAUUGUCAACCGGUUGACUGGAAAGGGAUUGUCAGCUAAUAUGGAACGCCUACAGCACGGGUAUCAACUGUACUCGAUCAAUGGUGUUCAAGUCGAAGCUUGUUCACUGAAAGACCUGUACCGGGAUCUGUUGGCACUACCAAAGCCCGUGACACUUACCUUCUGUCCUCCGCAAUCCAAUGGCAAUAGCGACGAAAGCAGCGAGUUUCAAUGUAGUAGUGCCAGCUCUCUGUCAUCAUCAACUGCUCCAGAUAUCUCGGGUCCAAAUGAGAUCGAGCUUCGUCAGGAUGCUCACCAAGCACCGGCCACGGUAUCAGCAGCACGGCAUCGUUGUCCCGAACAAUCAAUACAUGACGAGUACGAGUACGAGGUGGUAUGGACGUCGGCCCGACUUGGACUGAAACUAGACAUGCCACCCGAUCGUGACCAAAAGUCGGCAAAGAAGAACAAAGUCGGUGACGUGUCUACCCGACGCCGAUACCCGAUCGUCCACAACGUUCUCAAGGAGUCCACACUUGGACUGCCAAGUGACGCUGUUGGACACCAGUUCGUGUCGAUCAAUAACUGGCGCACCUUCGGGUUGAAAGCAGAAGAACUGCGAACGCUCCUCGGGGCUGCAUCGAAACCCGCUGUGCUUCGCUUCCGUAGACCAGAAAACGCCAGGCUUGGUUUCCAGCCAACAGCUCUACCGACUUCUUUGUACACGACCGCUACUGACGAUGGAUCCAUGGACUGCACAGAAGCGACACUUGGGUCGGCGUACAGCAUUCUCUGGAGCGAAGGGAAGCUUGGCAUCGUUUUCGGCUGCUACGAAGAGGCGGCGAGCCACAACCCGCUCGUGGUCUACGUGAAAAGUAUCGGGCCAGGACAAGCGCAGAAGUCCAAACUCGUCCGCGUCGGCGACAUUCUCCACAGCAUCGACGGUCGAGACCUCCCACCGACGCACAACUUCAAAAAGGCGAUGCGUGCGCUGAUCACCUCCAGCUCCUCACGGCCUGUCACGCUCGGAUUUCGCCGGAUGCCAUGGAGUGCCAGAUCGACUGGAAGGAGCGUCUUUGAAGAGCCGUGA
This is a messenger RNA of Peronospora matthiolae, 2016 nucleotides long. The record is from the annotation of a GenBank genome assembly. Lineage: Eukaryota; Oomycota; Peronosporomycetes; Peronosporales; Peronosporaceae.